AAUGAUGCACCCUGUUGCCAGCAGCAAUACAGCUUUCUGUGGGACCGGCAAGAGUUCUUGCCUUAACGAAGACAAUGUGAGAUCUGCUGACCAGUUUGACUUGUAUGCCACGCAGCAAAGCAAAUACAGCCACGCAGUCAGCCACAAACCAAUCGCAUGCCAGAGACAAGAUGCGUUGAACGAAUCGCACUUGCAGACCACAAGUGGCAGGAAUAUAGAGACAAAAGACGAACUAAAGAAAAAGAAAAACCUCAACCGAUCUGGUAAACGUGGAAGGCCAUCAGGGACCACAAAAUCAGCAGGGUACCGAACCAGCACAGGUCGACCCCUGGGGACCACCAAAGCAGCUGGAUUUAAGACAAGUCCAGGCAGACCCUUGGGUACCACUAAAGCAGCAGGAUACAAAGUCAGCCCAGGCAGACCUCCAGGAAAAAAGCAGCAAGCCUUCAGGUGUUCCAGUGAUGCCUAACACAUAUUGAGCUGGACUUUAUGCUGUACUUUACAAUAGGUGUGUUGAAUUAUUUUGGGGGAACUGUGUAUGCACUGUCAACUGAGACAAUGAACCUCAACUAUACUGGAUGGCUCCUUAGAUGAUAGAUGAACUAAUGGCAGCUAAACUGCUACUAAAAAAUGGUUUCUUCGUGCUGAAGCUAUGAUACCCAGUUAUACAUUCUGUUCCUCAACAAACUCACAAGUCUGAAAUCUAGCAAUCUUUCUCAGAACGAUGUAACUUCUGACACAUGCAGAACGCUAACGUGAGUUAAUUCACCCUCAGGAUCUGUGUUGUAUUGGCUGUUUUUAAUCAAAUGAUUUUUCAAGACUGCUCUAAGUUCUUUCCUGAACUCAGCUGGGAAAGCAGUCCUCUUCAGCUGAAUGUAAUAACUGCAGGAGUGUCGCACCUCGCUGGCAAGGAAUGUGUUGCAUGUCACCACUGUACCUUGGAGAAACUCCGCUUCUUACCUCCUCCUGUUUAUCCUGUUUGCUCCUGUUCCGUUUCUCACUGGUGCAUCUACUCGAUGGUGCUGUGCUGUGUGUCAGGAGAUGAUGCAGAUGUAUUGCUGUUCUGCUAGUAUAAUGAAUUUUGUAUUCAACUAUGCUGAUGAAAUAAUGAAAUCAUCUAAGCAAUUUCUGUUCAUUACGGUGUUUAUUAAUUAUAUCAGAUGGAGUAUAAUCC
Messenger RNA from Nipponia nippon (crested ibis), 1174 nucleotides. RefSeq names its product chromosome unknown C5orf24 homolog (gene CUNH5orf24). The record is from RefSeq and is a predicted model, not a curated record. NCBI's taxonomy places the organism in Eukaryota, Metazoa, Chordata, Aves, Pelecaniformes, Threskiornithidae.